GCUUGAGUGACAGCUCCCGGAGGCGGGUAGGAGAGGGUGGCCAAGAUGGCGUCGGAGGGCGAGCUGGGCAGGAAGUGGGACCGGUGCUUGGCUGACUCUGUAGUCAAGCUGGGUGCUGGUUUGGGGCUGGGCAUUGUCUUUUCGGUUGUCUUCUUUAAAAGGAAGACAUGGCCUAUCACUUUUGGGUCGGGGAUGGGUAUAGGAAUGGCCUACUCAAACUGCCAGCAUGACUUCCGGUCUCCUUACCUUCUCCAUGGGAGGUUUGUCAAGGAGCAAUGACGGGGCAGCUGGUGGACUUCUCUACGGCAGAGGGACAGCAAGAUCUCUCUCCUUCCUCUGGAGGAUCGAACUGCCCCAGCGCCGAGGCAGAGCGCUCUGCAAGUGGUCACCUGAUGCUCUUUUCUACGGCCAGCUUAUUUAUGCCUGAAACCAAAUCUCAUUUUGUAUCUUCUGCUGGAGACAGCAGGGAAGGUGCUGUUCUGAGAAAAUAAAACCCCCAACGGCGGCACACGUGUGCGCUCCCUUCUCCCCACUCU
This is a messenger RNA of Sphaerodactylus townsendi, 536 nucleotides long. It is a transcript of the gene MICOS10, whose product is annotated as mitochondrial contact site and cristae organizing system subunit 10. The coding region runs from base 46 to 279 and encodes 77 amino acids. Gene Ontology annotation, cellular component: mitochondrion; MICOS complex; mitochondrial inner membrane. The record is from RefSeq and is a predicted model, not a curated record. NCBI's taxonomy places the organism in Eukaryota, Metazoa, Chordata, Lepidosauria, Squamata, Sphaerodactylidae. The transcript has 4 exons.